This is a messenger RNA of Gongylonema pulchrum, 852 nucleotides long. Lineage: Eukaryota; Metazoa; Nematoda; Chromadorea; Rhabditida; Gongylonematidae. The record is from the annotation of a GenBank genome assembly.
GGCGGCAGUGUGGAACGAAUAAGUGGUAGCAGUCGUAUAAGCACGACCAAUUCCGAAGAUACUGCUAUCCGAAUGGAUUCGCAUGAUAUGCCUCGUCCAUAUACAGCCGGCACAGCCGAUAGUGGUUGUCCAGAGGAUGCUGCUCGAAGUAAUGAAGCUGCUGCUGCUCAUGCGCCAUCGAUAAUCCCAGAAUCGUGCAGCUUUCCCACCAGUAAAGAUGAGAUUUUAUCUGCAGCAACUGAACGUUUUUAUAACGAGCAUGUUACACGUAAAGGUUAGGGAAUUUUUCGAUCGAAACGAUUUCGGCAAGUGGAAGUUACGGAUCAUCUACUGCCCGCGGUUCGAAUAAUGUAUCAGACGAAACGACCCCUCGGGGUUUUCCGAACUGGCGUGAAAAACAACACAAAGAAAUCACAAGAAUCCACCGCUGGUACCACCAAGGAAGAGCAGCAUUUAGCAAAAAAGCUAAAAGAUUUGAUUGCUAAUAUUGAUAUCGCAAGCGAAGACCGUCGUCAAGAAUACGAACGACUCGAACGACUUUUCGGUGAAGUUCUCGAGGAAAACGAACAAUUUCAUAAGCAGUUGGGCGAAAUGAGGGAACGAGUGGAGCAGCUGGAGCGUGAGGAACAGGCCCAGAAAGAGAAUCAUUUCCAAAAUCAACAGCUGGAGAAGCAGCGAAAUGCCGAUUAUGAACGACUGAAAACGCAAAAUGCACUCCUCAAUCUAAGACAGAAGAAAAAAGAUGACAGUGAAAGUGAUGUUGUAAGACUUCUAAAAGAGCAGGUCCCAAUUUUUUGUCGUUUUUUCGGGGUUCUUGAAAUCGAGAACAGUGAAUUUUUCGCGCAUUAUUGA